Cicer arietinum (chickpea) is the source of this 1873-nucleotide messenger RNA. Its product is annotated as acid phosphatase 1-like. Gene Ontology annotation, molecular function: acid phosphatase activity. Lineage: Eukaryota; Viridiplantae; Streptophyta; Magnoliopsida; Fabales; Fabaceae. The record is from RefSeq and is a predicted model, not a curated record.
CAAAGUGUAGUUUUAAUUUUCAAAGUUAAUGAAAUAGUGGAUAAGAGAGGAAGGGAACAGAGGUUUUCGUGCAAGUUUCUAUGAAGUUUCGAGAUGAUGGAAAAGAUAAAGACGGUGCAAAGAGUAGUUGCGGGUUUAACGCUUUUGUUGGGGUUUUUGGGAAAGCUGAUAUUGAAUUUGAGGGGGCAGAAGCAAAGAGCGUCUAAUCCUGAGAAGCUGCAGAUGAUAAUCAGAUCUGAUAAAUUAAUGGAUUCAUCUUCAUCUUCAUGUUCGGAUGAGAUGGAGGAUGAUGAGAGGUACGGGCUGAGAUGGAGGUUGUCUGUGGAAAAAAACAAUAAUGUGACCCCUUGGAAGACGGUCCCACUUCGUUGUUACAACCACCUUCAUAAUUACAUGACUGGUGGCCAGUAUGACCUUGACCUCAAUCUCAUCGUCCGUCAAAUUCUUCUUUAUGCUUCUCAGAUUCCUCUUCCUACUGAUGCCUUUGAUGCUUGGAUUUUGGACGUCGAUGACACUUGUAUCUCUAACAUUUCUUAUUACACACAUAAGCGAUUUGGAUGCGACCCAUUUGAUUCAACCAUAUUCAAGGCAUGGAUCAUGAAGGGAAUGUGCCCCGCAAUUCCAAUCGUACUUACAUUGUUUAAAACGCUGAUAGACAAAGGAUUCAAAGUCUUCCUACUAACUGGUAGAGACCAAGCAACACUCGCCAAAAUCACUACCAACAAUUUGCAUAGCCAAGGAUUUAUCGGCUAUCAACGCCUUAUUUUGAGGUCUUUUUUUGCAAAUGGAUAUGAUGUGCGGUGCACCACAUUAGUUAAUAAAUCUACUCAUAUAUGACGUUGGUAAACACUCAAGACAUGAGACAAAACAGGUGGCGUAAUUGAUGAUGUGAAAGUCGAUUCUAUAUAUUUUGACGUUGCGUAACUUCCUAGAACAACUGCUCCAAUUAAUCGUCUCUAUCCGCUCAAUAUGUAUUCUAAUAUGUCGAUGCAUGCCCUUAACUCCCAAAAAUAUAAAAAUAGGGCUCUCUUUUAUCCCAAAAGCAUAAUGAAUAGAAUUUGUACCGAAAUUCGUUUCAUAGCAUCAUAAUGAGGAUAAGAGACUUUGGCCGGUAGAUUGGAAGUUUAAUCCGAUAGGAUGAGAUUUAAUUAAAUAACAACACACGACAAAAACCAUCGUCAAAAGCAUUGGCAUUCGGUUUCUGCAUUAUCUAUCUAUUAUUUUAAUGAAAAUGUUUUAAGUGUACACCAAAACACCUACUUGAUCAUUUAAUAGAAAAACAAAAGUAGAGAUAAUGAUGUGUGAUAAGAAGAAAAAAAUUAUAAAAAAAUGUGGAAUGAAAAUAUAAAAAUUUAGAUUAUAAAAAUUUGAAGUGUUUAAAUAUAAGACUUGUCAUCUGAACACCGUAUAAAAUACAACUCAAAUAUGUGUAGUGUUGAAAUUGAGAACAGAAAAAAAAUAAUAUAAAUUAAAAAAUUGUAGAUAACUAUGGUGUUAUUAUCAUAAUUUAUGUCCAAAAAACAUUUCCGGUUGUUUGAACGGCCAGUGAAUACAUGAAAAUUCCUCCUACAAAGCAAUGUUGUCCGAGAAGGAUUUCCAUAUGGGCAAAUUUUCUAGUGGGAUUCUUUUUAUAUUGGAGAUAUGGCUUCAUAUUAUUUCAGAGAUAUGCAUUUGUUUAUUACUCCAUUCCUAAAAUUCCCGUUUGACAAUGAAGGGGAAAAACACAGUAGACUUAGUCAACUCUAAACUUCUUUCCUAACUUGCGGUUUUUUCUAACUUAAAGUCUACAAUGAACGCUAACAAGUGACAAUGCUUUCAUAUGUUUCCAAGUCAAUGUCUGUGUGUUAUAUAUGCAAUGCAAAUUCAAUAAAGA